Molecule: messenger RNA, 780 nt
Organism: Phaethon lepturus (White-tailed tropicbird)
Lineage: Eukaryota; Metazoa; Chordata; Aves; Phaethontiformes; Phaethontidae
Product: coagulation factor IX-like
Exons: 6
Biological process (GO): blood coagulation; zymogen activation
Cellular component (GO): extracellular region
Molecular function (GO): calcium ion binding
Source: RefSeq, a predicted model, not a curated record
CCGAACAAUUUGUUAGCGAGAGGUUUGGGCAGUGGGAAGAAGAUGGCAAAUAUCCCCCUCGUACUCUCCAUUUGUCUUCUGGGAGCUUGUCUCGGUGACGAAAGUACAGUCUUCAUCGAGAACAAAGAGGCAAGCUCGGUUCUGCGCAGGCAAAAGCGAGCCAAUUCAAACCGACUGGAAGAGGUUAUUCCUGGGAACCUCGAGAGAGAAUGCAUAGAAGAAAAAUGCAGCUUUGAGGAAGCCCGAGAAGUGUUUGAAAACACAGAGAAAACAAUGGAGUUUUGGAAAACAUACAUUGAUGGAGAUCAGUGCGACCCCAACCCAUGCAAAAAUGGAGCCGUUUGCAAGGACGCAGUAAGUUCCUAUGUGUGCUGGUGCCCGGCUGGGUACGAAGGCAGGAACUGUGAGAUAGACUUCACUUGUGCUAUUAAAAAUGGAGGCUGCAAGCACUUCUGCAGGCAUGACCCGCCACAGAAAGUUGUGUGUUCCUGCGCCGCUGGCUAUAGACUUCAUGAAGACGGAAAGUCCUGUGAACCUACAGUGCCGUAUCCCUGCGGGAAGAUCACGGCUCCUGAAGCGAAGAGCAAGCUCACCCGAGCCAUAAACACCUUUGAGCACUGGAACGUCACCACCGAUGACCACGACGAUGCUCAUGACGAGGUGCUCGACAACACCACGGAAACCAGCACCGCCGCCACCACGAAAAUCACACCGAUAAUUAAGACGGGCACCCGGGUGGUCGGUGGCUCGGACAGCAUGAGAGGCGAGGUGCCGUGGCAG